Miscanthus lutarioriparius is the source of this 816-nucleotide messenger RNA. NCBI's taxonomy places the organism in Eukaryota, Viridiplantae, Streptophyta, Magnoliopsida, Poales, Poaceae. The record is from the annotation of a GenBank genome assembly.
AUGAUCACCCUGAGUAGUAGUACUACAGUAGUAGGCAGUGCCGCUGUGAUCAGAUCAUACAAGUUGGCAGACAUGGACAAGGACAAAGAACAGUAUCAUCAAGUGUAUGAAGAGCAUUCCAAAAAUGCAUCAAGUAAAGAUGCAGUGCUCACUGAGAUCAACAAAAGUGAUAGACCAAUGGAUUUUGAUGGCAGUAAAUUGGGCCUGGAAACUCAUAUGUAUGGAAUGGACGGCCUCUCUCCUAUUAGGAUGAUGGUCAAAAAGGGCAACGCACUCUUUAGAAUAUCCUCAGAAACUUAUGGUCUUCUCCGUGGAUUUAGACACCCAAACCUGCUUCCGAUAGAGAAUUAUUCCACAAGAGGUCAUGGUUGGUUUAUUGUUCCAUGCGUUAGUGGUUCUCUCAAGGGCUGGAUGAAUAGCCAGAAUGGUUCGUCCAUGUUUCAGGGAGUUGGUCAAAACAAAGAUAUAACACCACAAUUUAGAGCCAUGCUUAUUGUGUUAGGAGAAACUCUUGUAAAAUGUUCUGUAAAAUGCCACGAUCGCAGCGUACUAGCUCAGAAGAGGCAUUUUAAGCCUGGAGCUAUGGCAGAGAAGAUGCAAGAGUUUAUCACUGAAUGUUGUCGGAUACUCCGCAUUGAUUUAACUGACAACUCAAAAAACUUCAUUAGUUACAUCUGUGAUCCUGCAAAAGCUCGGCAUGUUGACCAAGACCUUAGUGUUCCUCUUCAUACUUUCUUAGAGAGAUACCCAGACAGUUGGACUUUCAUUGACAAGGAGAGCUAUGUGUUCGCUCGAGAAUCAAUAAUAGUGGAGUGA